AUGCCCAACACCCAUUUGACCCCUUCCAAUCUACGUACAUACGGGAAGCGGUCUACCACCAAACGAAAGCAAGCCACCGACUCCGAUGCUGCUACAUCCCUGGCAAAGCGCCGCAAACGCUCUUCCGAACCUCCAGCACGGCCGCCCUCCUCUGGUAGGAACGGAGACGACCAUGGCGGUACAACCGAUGCGGAGGAUUCUCCGCCACGGAAACCGAAAGUUCAGGCAACUUCAUCAUCUUCUCGGAAGACGGCAGAGGCCCACACACCGCCUACCCAACUAACAUCCUUUGAGCCAACAAAAUCAACUCGACAUCUCUCUCGGAUAUUUGAUUCGGCCUCGCCAGCUCGUUCCCCUUCUGGCACCCCAACCAAAUUGGCCAAGCGCAUGCUUGGUCGUUCCAAGACAGAGUCGUCCAUCGAGAGUCAAUCCACCACUCAUGAAACCACCCUUGAUCGUGCUCCUUCACUACCAGCCAUCCCGUCGUCCCCGUCUCGAUUCACUUCGAGCUCCGCGUCUGUAUCAAAACCAAUAGCACCUAUCCUUCCUCUUCUUGCCUCAACCUCGAAACGUACCACGACCAAAACGUAUGCUGGCCAAUUUCGUUCGUUUCUUGUCGCUUUGCCUCCAUCCUCUUCGAGCAAUCCGUCGUCGCAAGGCAUUGGCGACGAGGAUGGCCUUGACACUCGGGAGUCUUAUAGCUCGUUACGCUCACGCUGGGGUGUUGACAACUCAGAAGACGACCCACAACCAUAUUUAUCCCCUUCUCCAAGCAAGUCUUCCAUGACUGGCACUCCUAACGGGUCGCCAUCGCGUCUCAGUAAAGGGAAAUCAAAGUCAAGUUUUGGCCCUAUUCAGCCUGUUUCACUGCCAGAUGGACUGAUGAACCCGUUGAAGAGCAUCUCGGAACUCCGGAAUAAGGGAGAAAGUCGAAGAUUUCUAGACGAAGUGGGUUAUUUAUUUGAAGGAAUGGAGAAGAAGGGCGGUAUCGGGUUGCGGCGCGCUAGUGCACUUGAAAUCACCACUAAGCUCUGUGAUAUUGAGUUCACGAGGAAAGCCAAAGCAGCUGAUUUCUUUAGCCGGACAUGGGACGUUUUUCUGGAAGCAGGGGCAGGCAAAGGAGAAGACAAAAUCCUAGACAUUCUUCUUGUCUUCUUCGUAGCACUGGUGGCCCGCGACCCUGCCUCUCUCGCUGAAUUGGCGGAACGUCCCUCUGCAAACCCUUCAUCUUUCAUUGACACAGUGUUUCGCAUUAUCGAUACUAUGAUAUCCUGUGUCGAUCCUCUCUUGCUCGCAACGAAUCGAUGCGACGAUGCGACCUUCAAGAAAGCAGGUUUCGAUAAGAAGGACCGUAUCCUUUUGAGUGGUAUUCAUAAAAACAUCCGAACCAAGUCGGGCUUGUGCUCAGAGGAAGCCUCAAUCUCGACCUCUCUUCUCUUCUCCUACAUCCUCCAAGCGCUGCCCCCUUCCCUCAUCCCCCAGAAGCACCUGCUCAUUCUCCUUAAAUCCCUCCAACAAUCGAUCUCAUCUUCACCAUCAACGACGCUCUCCUCUAAUCUUGCUCUUAAAUGGGCCGAAACAGUCGAAUCACUUUUAUAUGAGAGCAUAUAUCAUCAUCUACGGCUUUUAGACGCCUAUCUGCUUGGCCAGUGGGACCUCUCUUCCUCCAGCGAAUCCAACCAGCCCUUCCAAAGCCAGUCAGAGGACGAGGAAGCCGAAAAGGCCCUGAUCGACGCUGAGCUAGGCAAGGCAAGGGAUACCUGGCUCGCAGGAGAUCUGAUCACCUUGGGCAUUUGCGUAGGGCUGAAAGGGAUAGAUGACAAUCCUGACGCCUUCGCUGUCCAAAAAUGUUUGGACAUGGCCCUACGAGUCUUGGUUAGCCUAACUCAUUCGAACAAAGCUUGGAGUCGUCAAGUCCUCCGCUUUGAAUAUACGAUGGGCUUAUUGCUGAGGACAAUUCACUCGGCAGGGCGGGAGUUGCAUCAUUCUCGGAUGUCGAUCAAACAAGAGAACGCUGUUAAGGUCGAACCAGAGGAAGAUUCUUUGGGAGAAACGAACGGAGUGCAAGAGGAGCACAUUGACUCGCAAGCCUUGGAUACGCUAUGCCUCGCCCUCGGCCUCCUCACGAAUUUGGUGCAGGAAGUAGACGAGGCGAAGAAGGUCGUUCGUGAGACACGACUCAACCCGUCAUGUACACUCAAGAAGCGUGCAUGUGCGCGGAAAUGCGCUUGCACCCCAUCGUCAACCGGACUCGCAGUUCUCGUCGACUUGUAUUCUUCUCAGCAAACUCAAACCGACACCCUGCCUCCCACAUCUCUGUCAGGAGAUUCGCUGACGCCCGAAGCACAACAAGAGGCCGAGUCGUCCUUCCUUCGUGGCCACCUCUCCGUCUUAUUCGGUCUGCUUAUGAUUAACAGCGCGGAGAACCAAACCGCGAUACUCUCUGGUCUUCCCACUCCUUCGUCGAGCACAAAGAUAAUGUCAUACAAGGUAGCAAGGAGGGUCAAGUUGGCGAGACUCGUCGAACAGGCGAAGGACUUUGUCGCGUUCUACACCGUCGUCAGCCACAGACUUGGUGAUGGGGAGAAGGAGAGCAGGGUUGCGAAGAAUGUUGUCAGCUUCUUGGAGGGGUUACGAGAUGCCUCGUGA
Cyclocybe aegerita is the source of this 2649-nucleotide messenger RNA. Lineage: Eukaryota; Fungi; Basidiomycota; Agaricomycetes; Agaricales; Hemipholiotaceae. The record is from the annotation of a GenBank genome assembly.